UGUAUGCGAGUGCGCGCAUUGUGUGUGAGCGAACUGCCGGCGAGCUUAAAAAUAUUAUCGAGCGGCGGGAAUGUCUGGCAGGUCAGUGCGCGCGGAGACCCGGAGCAGAGCCAAAGAUGACAUCAAACGCGUUAUGGCGGCUAUUGACAAAGUACGAAAAUGGGAGAAGAAAUGGGUGACGGUUGGGGACACUUCACUGCGUAUCUUCAAAUGGGUUCCGGUGGCUGAAUCAAAGGCAGAUGAUAAGAAUAAAAAGAAGAAGGGCAGAGAGGAGAAAUACGGAUCGGAGGCGACAACUCCAGAGAACAGUUCGUCUCCAGGAAUGAUGGACAUGCAGGAUGAGAACAGCAAUCAGAGCUCAAUAGCCGACUCCUCUCCUGUGAAGAUGGAGACCAGCUGUAGCACAAGCCCGACACCAGAGGUCACUGCUGCUUCUCACACUGAUGAAAAGUGCACAGCUGAGCAGACGCCAUCCCUCGACAAAGAAAAUUUUAAAUCCACCCCUUCGGUGACGUCAGCAAGCAAAACACUUUCGCAGUUAUCAGGGGAGAAGGAAUCUCAUUUAGACACGUCUAAAAACACUCAGGAAAGUGAAGAUGGUUUCCCACCCACUAAGAAAAGCAAAGUGGAAUCGUCUUCUCAGGAAAUAGAUAAAUAAAUAAGCUGACCAGUUUGCUCGCACGAGGAAAACAUCCUUAACUCACCCAACCAUUCUUGAUCUUCACUGUUCACACACCGAUUGCCAAGUAGAGCUUCACCCUGUUCGUCUUCUUACCUCUUAAAGUUUGUGAAGCGGAGGUGUGCAGACGUCACUGUGCUGGUGAACUGAUGCCCAAACACUGACCUGAUCCUGUGAGACCCGUACAGACUCCCUCCUGUACAAUAUACAGCAUUCCUUUAACAAUGAAGGAGAAAAGUUGAAUUUCCUGCUGUGAUUAUCUUUUGUUAUUACAUUUGAUGACUUUACUAGUAGUCUUUUUACAACUUUCGCCAAUCACGAAGGUUGAUGUACUGGGGCCCGUUUCAAUAAGGAGGUUCAACCAACACCGAGUUAAAAUGUGAACGCUGAGUUGAUUUACACCGAGAUGCGAAACUUUGAGUUUUUGGUUUCGGAACAGCUGAUUUGAGUUAGUUCUAUCAACUCUGGGUAGGCUUACCUUGAGUUAAGCGCGUGCACCAUGACUAUGACAAGCCAUGAUCAAUGGAGCGCCAAUAUUACGAUUCACCAUGGCAACGGUACCAAAGGAAAACGCAACAUGGCAGCAGAAAGCACUACAGUACAUACAGUGUGGAUUUACUGAUGUGCUGAAAAUGACUUGAGUUCAAAUAAUAAGUAGAUAAAUGUACCAAUAAACAAGUAAAUUAAUCAGUAAAUGAAUGAUAAAACAGAAAUAAUAAAAAAUAAUUCUUAUGUUCUCACUGCCCAUCAGUGCUCUAGUUAUACAAAUGAAAC
Molecule: messenger RNA, 1453 nt
Organism: Triplophysa rosa
Lineage: Eukaryota; Metazoa; Chordata; Actinopteri; Cypriniformes; Nemacheilidae
Product: B-cell CLL/lymphoma 7 protein family member A-like
Exons: 6
Coding region: 71-658 (195 amino acids)
Source: RefSeq, a predicted model, not a curated record